Alnus glutinosa is the source of this 1080-nucleotide messenger RNA. RefSeq names its product thioredoxin-like protein AAED1, chloroplastic. The transcript has 7 exons. The record is from RefSeq and is a predicted model, not a curated record. NCBI's taxonomy places the organism in Eukaryota, Viridiplantae, Streptophyta, Magnoliopsida, Fagales, Betulaceae. Gene Ontology annotation, molecular function: antioxidant activity. Bases 77 to 859 code for a protein of 260 amino acids.
UAAAAAGAAAAUUUAAGGGCCAACCAUUAGUAACGAUUAUUGCUGAGUCUGUGUGUGUCUCUCUCUCCCCGAAGCCAUGGCCUUUACAGUACCUCAUCAAACCUUACAAACCACCGGCCUAGGACCAACGACUACUCCACCGUAUCUUCUCGGCCCUAAGUCCCAUGUUCGUCCCUCCACUGCUACCAUCUACCACUCGUCGAAAGCAACAAGCCCCAACGGUGUUAGUGUUAGUAGUAGAAGAUCGCUUCGUGUCGUUGCGACGGCCUCCACUUCGGAAUUUGUCCCAAAUACUGGUGAUGUCCUCGGUGAUGUUACCAUUUUCAACGCUGCCGGUGACCCCGUCUUGUUUAAGCACCUCUGGGAUCAGGAUAACGGAAUAGCUGUUAUUGCACUUUUGAGGCACUUUGGAUGCCUUUGCUGUUGGGAACUUGCUUCUGCUUUGAAAGAAUCCAAACCGAGAUUUGAUGCAGCGGGUGUGAAAUUAGUUGCAGUUGGUGUUGGCACUCCUAAUAAAGCUCGGAUUCUCGCUGACCGGUUACCAUUUCCAGUGGAUUGCCUGUAUGCUGAUCCUGACCGUAAGGCAUAUGACGUUUUGGGUUUAUACUAUGGUUUGGGCCGUACAUUUUUCAAUCCUGCCAGUGCCAAGGUGUUUUCAAGAUUUGAGGCUCUGCAAAACGCUUUGAAGAACUAUACCAUUGAAGCCACCCCAGAUGAUAGAAGUAGUGUACUGCAACAGGGAGGGAUGUUUGUCUUUAAAGGGAAAGAAUUGUUGUAUGCGCGGAAAGAUGAAGGGACAGGCGAUCAUGCCCCUUUAGAUGAUAUUUUUGAUGUCUGCUGCAGGGUUCCAGUUGCAUGAAGAUUUACAAUGGAUCACUCUUUCAGAUACUGUGUAAAUUUUUGCUUCAUGUCUGAUCUGAUGAAGCAUAUUUUGAAAUGCCGGUGACAAGUUUUUAGCCAGCUAUAUCUAGAUAAUCGAAUAAUUUCUGCCUGGUAGAAUCUUGACAGCAAUUAUGUUGUAGUAUCGCCUAUAUAUAUGCACACCUGUAUAGCUGGUUAAAUGCAUGUAGUCUUUUGUGA